CAUAAACGCCAAUCGCAACUUUCAUGUUUUCUAUGGGGAAGAAGCGGUGUGGACUUGCCGUGGCGUUUGUAUUCUUAGCCUUGGUUCAAGUCUCUGUUUCAGUUCCGUUUAUAGUGCUUCAUGGAAUUGCAGCUUCUUGUUCUGAGGGUAAAGAAGCUAACUUCACACAGCUUCUCACUAACCUCUCUGGCUUUCCUGGAUAUUGCAUAGAAGUUGGAAAUGGAAAACGUGAUUCAUGGUUCAUGCCACUUAUGAAACAAGCGGAAAUAGUGUGUGAGAAGGUGAAACAAAUGAAAGAGUUGCGUCAAGGUUACAACAUUGUUGGAAGAUCACAGGGGAAUCUAGUAGCUAGAGGCUUGAUUGAGUUUUGUGAUGGUGGACCUCCAGUUUUCAACUAUAUAUCUUUAGCAGGUCCCCAUGCUGGAAUCUCAUCUAUUCCUUUGUGUGGUAAUGGAACAUGGUGUGAAAUAGCAGAUAAGCUGAUCAAGUCAGAAAUCUAUACCGACUUCAUUCAAGAUCAUCUUGCUCCUAGUGGUUAUCUCAAAAUCCCUACUGAGAUAAAAAAGUACCUGGAAAAGUCUAAGUAUCUACCUAAGCUUAACAAUGAGAUACCAAACCAGAGAAACUCUACUUACAAAGACCGUUUCACCAGCUUACACAACUUGGUUCUUGUCAAGUUUCAAGACGAUAAAGUUAUUGUUCCACAAGAUUCAUCUUGGUUCGGGUUUUAUCCGGAUGGUGCAUUUAAACCUCUUCUUUCUGCUCAACAAACAAAGCUCUAUACAGAAGAUUGGAUUGGUCUGAAAACAUUGGAUGAUGCUGGCAAAGUGAAGUUUGUUAGUGUAAAAGGAAAACACAUCAUAAUGGCGAAUCUCGAUGUCGCCAAAUACGUCGUGCCUUAUCUCCAAAACAAACCGUCUCCCGAUUCACAACAAAACAGAUUUAACCGCAAAACGAAGGAGACUUUGCGUAGUCCUUAAAAGCUCAGUGACGAUUAUGUAGAACAAGAAUUCUUUAUACACGCAUGUGAUCUUAUUCUUAUUAAAUAUAAGUCAACAAAAUUAUAUUUUUAAAAAUGUCUAUAAUUAUUUGGCGCCCUCUUCUCACUCUCUCUGUUUUUUCUCCAAG
Molecule: messenger RNA, 1128 nt
Organism: Eruca vesicaria subsp. sativa (arugula)
Lineage: Eukaryota; Viridiplantae; Streptophyta; Magnoliopsida; Brassicales; Brassicaceae
Source: the annotation of a GenBank genome assembly